Molecule: messenger RNA, 2247 nt
Organism: Cephus cinctus (wheat stem sawfly)
Lineage: Eukaryota; Metazoa; Arthropoda; Insecta; Hymenoptera; Cephidae
Gene: mtTFB1
Product: dimethyladenosine transferase 1, mitochondrial
Exons: 3
Coding region: 80-1108 (342 amino acids)
Biological process (GO): rRNA methylation; transcription initiation at mitochondrial promoter
Cellular component (GO): mitochondrial matrix
Molecular function (GO): mitochondrial transcription factor activity; rRNA (adenine-N6,N6-)-dimethyltransferase activity
Source: RefSeq, a predicted model, not a curated record
UUAUAACUUGUGGCUUGUUAUAACCUUCAGUUCUAGUUAACUCAACGCCAAUUCUUGCAUUGUGAAAAAAGUAAUCAACAUGAGUGGACUAAGGCUCCCACCUCUGCCAACUAUUCGAGACUUAGUAAAACUGUAUAGACUUCGUGCGAUUAAGCAGUUGUCACAGAACUUCCUCAUGGAUGAACGUCUAUCAGAUAAGAUUGUAAAAAUGGCUGGACGCUUGGAAGAUGCGCAUAUAGUGGAAGUAGGCCCAGGUCCAGGUGGUUUGACCAGAGCCAUUAUCAGGAGAUGUCCUAAAAAAUUGAUUGUCAUUGAGAAAGAUAACAGAUUUAUGCCAAGCCUGCAAUUGCUGGCUGAUGCUUUUGCAGGCAUAGGUGGACAGAUGGAAAUUUUAAUUGAUGAUAUUAUGAGCACGUCUAUGUCGAAUACCUUUCCAUGCGAGGUGCAUCGAAAUUGGGAUGAUCGGUGUCCCAAUAUUCAUCUCAUUGGUAAUUUACCAUUCAGCAUAUCAACUGCAUUGAUAAUACAAUGGUUGAAGGCCAUUUCGGAGCGCAAUGAUGCAUGGGCAAUUGGUAGGGUCAGAAUGACCUUGACCUUUCAGAAGGAAGUCGCCGAACGUUUAGUAGCCCAAGCAUCAGAGCCACAGAGGUGCCGACUUUCACUAAUGGCGCAGGCUUGGACAAAACCAUCCCUUCGGUUUGUUAUUCCCGGACGGGCCUUUGUUCCAAAACCGAAGGUGGAUGUAGGCGUUGUCACUUUCACUCCGUUGAUAGAGCCACGAACAGUGCAUAACUUUACGUUGUUCGAAAAAAUGGCGCGUCAUCUAUUCAGUUUUCGGCAGAAAUACAGUGUUAAGUGCGUGGGGACUCUUUUCCCUAAGGACUGUCGAGAAGAAUUUUCCAGUUUGAUGUUCAAAUUGUGCGAUCUGCAUCCGACAGUGAGACCGUACCAGCUCACAGUGGAAGAUGUGAAUAGGCUCUGUACGGCUUACAAAUACCUCUGCGAGAAACACCCUGAACUUGAAGGAUACAAUUACCGAGCCAGCCAUAACGUUUUACCGCAAAAUCAAACACUAAAUUUACGCGUACGGGAAUUUUCGGAUGCGUGAAAAAGUUUUUGUAGCUCCUGGAUUGAUCGACGAACCUAAAGAUUCUGUUUAAUAAAACGAUAUUUCUUUGUGAUUUCGUAAAAGUUAUAAUAGUACAUUUGAUGAAACUCGAUAAAGUUUUUUAUAUUUCACCGAUGUAGCCCUCUAUUACGGAUCUUCAAAUGAAGACUCGUCGUUGACAAUCUAAGCGUGGACUGUGCAUGUGUUUCAAAUAUUGUGUUGUCUUGUAAUUUUAAGUGCUCUGAAAGGCUAUAUUAUGUGUCCACUCAUUAAGACUUUAGGGGGGUUAAGCAAUUACGUCUCCGGUAAAGAAUAAAUAGAUCAAUGCCAUUGAUUACCUUUGCAUAAACGUCGCAUGUUGAAAAUGUAGUAUAUUGCUUUAGAGAACUCUGAAGCACUUAAAAAUAUAAAGACAAACAGGUUCAGCGUUUCACUUUUGGAGUUAACAUCCUAAUUUAGAUAAUAUAAGGAAUUUAUCCUCUUUCGAUGCAAGUAUGUACACCGUAGACGCGUUAUGUAUUAAUGUACAGAUCGAUGUUCAACUUUGAAGUAACAACAUAUUACAGCGUGCACGCUACGUGACUAUCAAUGGGUUAGAUAGUACCAUCUAUUGUCCCGAUGAUGGACAUUGCUGGCAGUAGUAAUAGUAAUAGUCGUAGGUUAGUGCCGUACAGGUAAUGAUAGUAACAAUAUUCAUAGUUGUACAUUAAAAUAGAUAGAAUAAAAGGAUUAAAAUAGAGAUAGGAAUACUGGUAGUGGUAAAAUGACUAUAAGUAGUAUAUUGUUCUAGUUACCUCCAUUAAGUUGGAACCCGCAUUCAUUUUUGGUGUAUUCCUUACAUAUAGGAGCACAAAAAUAUUUAUCCGCAGAACAAAAUAGCAUAAAGUGGUUGGGUUUUAAGCUGAUUAGCCUUUGCGCGGUUUCAGUUUAAUAAAGGUAUCAUAGUAGGACGGUUACAAGUGGUGACAUGUUCACUGGCAAGUUGUUGGAUUGUUGAAGUUUUUGCAAAAUACAACUGCCGAAAAGAACUCGGGGGUCUCUAUUAGAUUUCAGUAUAAGUAAACAUUUUCAAACUAUCGUUUGAAAGCACAGUUUCUCAAUCUUCGAAAGGCAACAAAAAGAAUGAAGUGGAUUGGAAA